This is a messenger RNA of Mytilus trossulus (common blue mussel), 1434 nucleotides long. Its product is annotated as caspase-3-like. Gene Ontology annotation, molecular function: cysteine-type endopeptidase activity. The record is from RefSeq and is a predicted model, not a curated record. The coding region runs from base 110 to 1261 and encodes 383 amino acids. NCBI's taxonomy places the organism in Eukaryota, Metazoa, Mollusca, Bivalvia, Mytilida, Mytilidae. Gene Ontology annotation, biological process: proteolysis. The transcript is spliced from 7 exons.
AUUAUAAUAUCGUUCAUUUGAGAGGGAAAAAAUGAUUUUGUGCUUUCAAAACAGGAAGUUCAAUGCAUGAGUGAGGUCAUAUUAUGGAAUUUGAAAUUAAAAGUAAACAAUGCCGGUCCCAAAAGAGGCUUUAGACAAGCACGCUUAUCUCACCACUCAAUUAAGCAACUAUAUCGACGGUUCGAUUGACAAGGACCAGUAUGAACAACUGUUAAAUAGGCUCAAGUCUGUACUAACGCCAAAAGACAGAAACAAUGCUAAAACAAUCAUGCAUAUUCUGGAGUCCAUGGAGAAGAAAAGCUUUAUUGCGCCUGGCAAAUAUGAGGAUUUAAAAAAGAUUUUAAACGAAUUCGACGAACGAAUAGCUCGAGAUGUAAUCGAACCAGUAGAAGAGGAAAUUAACCAGAUAUUGGCAAGGAAUUCGAAGAGUACCAAUAUACAACCUGAACUGCGCGGAGAUCGUGACAUAGCUAUAGCAUCUAGAUCUACUGAUGAACAGCCACCUAACAAGAAAAGGAAAACAUCACAGAUUGCAAUACCGGAUUCAGCCAAGUAUGUGUAUGCGAAUUCCGGUCAGAAAGGUCUUAUGUUGAUACUGAACUUCUCGCGGGACCGAGAAGGUAGUACAGAUGACGUGGAAAAACUUAAAUCUUUUUUUGAAGACAAGUUUAAGUUUGAAAUUGAAACCUUAUCCGAUUUGAAAAAAGAAGUUUUACUGAAGGAGUUAACUGAAUUUAGAGAUGAGUACCUAAACAGCGCAAGGCAUGCAAAGAAAUACUAUUGUUUUGUAUGUGUAAUAAUGAGUCACGGGAAUGAGAAGGGGAUCAUGACAGAUGACAGACAGCCAAUCACAAUGGAUGAAAUAACCUCCUAUUUCAAAAACAAGGAAACACCUCACUUUAUUGGAAAACCAAAGAUAUUUCUAGUCCAGGCGUGUAGAGGUUCAUCUAUUCAACCAGUAGUAACACCAGACGACUGGCCAGAGGAUACAAUGUCGGUACCUCACGAUGCUGAUAUUCUUAUAGCAUACGCAACUACUCCAGGGUAUAAAUGCUUUAGAACGAAGUAUUCUGAUAUAGGGGCAUGGUUCAUACACGUAUUACUUGAGGAGAUUGAAGAAUCAUAUGAAAGUGACCACCUUGAAGACAUGCUGAUCUCAGUAAGGCAUAAACUUGCCAUUGACGAUGAAUGGAGACGUAACGACUUGUGUCAAAUGCCAUGUACAUGGACAACCUUGACAAAAAGACUUUUCUUCAGAUAAAGCACGUGUAAUGGGUGUCUAAAUAUCGACAAGGCAGCUUUGAACAAAAGAAAUUAUUUGAAAUCUGUCCAUUUUAUUGGAAACAUUCAUCGUGCAACAUGAAAAAAAAAUGUAAAAGUCAUCAUAACUAAUGUUAAUUUCACAAUAAAAUAAAGUGAUGAUCUCUAACAUAA